Molecule: messenger RNA, 1467 nt
Organism: Cryptococcus amylolentus CBS 6039
Lineage: Eukaryota; Fungi; Basidiomycota; Tremellomycetes; Tremellales; Cryptococcaceae
Exons: 10
Coding region: 1-1467 (488 amino acids)
Biological process (GO): protein import into peroxisome matrix
Cellular component (GO): cytosol
Source: RefSeq, a predicted model, not a curated record
AUGGUCAAAGAAACACAACUCUACGACCUCCUGGAGGUCCAGCCCGAUGCUACAGACAUCCAGUUGAAGAAGGCCUACAGAAAGCUGGCCAUCAAAUACCACCCCGAUAAAAACCCCAGCCCCGAGGCCGGUGAAAGAUUCAAAGAGAUCGGCGAGGCCUAUCAGAUCCUCUCCGACCCCGAUACCCGCGCUUUCUACGACAAGGUUGGCAAGGAUGGUAUGAGCCGCCCGGAGGAGGGCAACUUUGACCCCCAAGAGGUCUUUUCACAGAUCUUUGGUGGCGCGGCUUUCUUCGACUAUAUUGGCGAGAUUGCUUUGGUCAAGGACUUUACUACCACCAUGGAUGUUGUCAUGACCGAUGAAGAGAAGGAGCAGAUGGAAGCGGCUGCCAAGGCCGACGCAGAGGCCCAUGCCGAAGCCGAUGCCCCCACCGAGAAGACCUCUGCCGCUGCGGCCGCUACAGCUGCCACAACGGCUGACCCCCUGGGCCAGCCCGCUGCUGGAGCCGCUAAAGACGCUGCUGUUGAUGAAGUUGGCGAGGGCGUACAAAGCAUGACAUUGCAUUCUGGCGCCAGUAACGCCCCUACCCCCUCAGACAAGGCCGAAGUUGGGAGCGCGCAGAAAACAGAGAGUGCUAAGAAGGCCAAGGCCAAGAUCACUCCCGAGCAAAAAGCUCAGUUGGAGGCUCUCGAGAAGAAGCAGGAAGAGGAGAAGGAAAAGAGGAUCAAAACUCUUCAGGAUAAGCUGUUGCUGAGGAUCAGACCAUUCGUCGACGCCAAGCAUCCUGGUGAUAUCAAUGACCAAGAGACGAAAGUGUUUGAGAGCCGAAUCAGGAUUGAGGCUGAGGAUCUCAAGUUGGAGUCUUUCGGUGUUGAGAUGCUUCACACGAUCAGUCAAGUGUACAUCACUAAAGCCGGCAACUUCCUGAAGAGCAAAAAGUUCUUUGGUGGCGGGUUCAUUGGGCGUUUGAAGGAGAAGGGAGGUAUGAUGAAGGAGGGCUGGAAUCUCUUGGGGUCUGCGGUCGGUGUGCAAACAGCAAUGGCCGAGAUGGAACGCCUCGAGGCCAAGGGCGACGCCACACAAGAGGAACUUGAGGCCCUCGCUCAAGAAGUCUCCGGCAAGAUGCUCCUCACCACGUGGCGCGCCACUAGAUGGGAGGUCAUCAACGUCCUUGGAGUAGUAGUUGACAAUGUCUUGUACGAGCAAGGCAUCUCCAAGGAUGUGGCGGCGAAGAGGGCAAAGGCUAUCAUGUGCAUCGGAGGAAUCUUCAAGGAUGUACAGCCUGACGAGAGCGACGAUGAAAGACGGGAGCUUGAGAGACUGGUGAUGAACGCUGGGAAGAAGAAGGUCGAGAAGAAGGAUGAGAAGGAGAAGAAGGGUUGGUUCGGCAAGUCUAGCCACAAGCAUGAGUCUGUCGCCACCGCGGAGGGCACGGAAGCCAAGGAGACGCCCAAGGUCAGCGCUUAG